AUGUCCUUCGCACUCAUCCACGAGCACCCUUCCCAAAAUACACUCUUAAAAGCUAUCACUACUGAGAUCGAACGGCGGUAUAAAAUCAUGGAUGUGGAGGAAGCAGAACCACAGGCAUUAUUCGACCUCCACCGUGAUGAUUCUCAACGCGACAAAACACUUGGGAAGGAGAACGCCAUCCCAAUGAAGCGGACCAACUCACCGAAAGCGGCAGGAAACAACAACAUGACGGAGACAACCUAUCAAGGAUCAAAACGAAAUGAGACCACUCGCGCCAAUCAGGCUCAGCAGGACAACAGAGACAACAAUAGUAAUCGUGGUUUUAUGCCUGAAAUUCCAAGAUUGAGUGGUCUUCGCUUCGUUGCCUUCAGGGCUUUCGCGUUAGAUACUCUUCAGCUUCCCAAGAUCCUGUUCAAUGCAGGUGCCUUAAGCUACCUUCUGUUCUCGAUAAAGCUUCUCUGGAAGGUCUCAACGAUGUUUCAAAGUCAACCGCAUGCGAUUGCUCUCGGAUUUGUACCCCCCAGUGUUGUGAUCUUCACACUGGUCCAGCGCUAUGCCCCAAUUCAAGUUCGAGCCGAGGCUGAAGGCAUGGAUUCCGUUAUUCUGCAAACUGCUAUAGACAUGACGAUUCUAACUGGCGCUUUCAUCUGCAUUUCGAUUACAUGGUUGAUAAUCUCAGUGGUGGGAGAAUUCGUGGCAGUGAUGCUCCUAGUAUAUCACCUUUAUACCAUAUUUUGUCUGAAUUACAUUCAUUGA
Molecule: messenger RNA, 756 nt
Organism: Lentinula edodes (shiitake mushroom)
Lineage: Eukaryota; Fungi; Basidiomycota; Agaricomycetes; Agaricales; Omphalotaceae
Exons: 8
Coding region: 1-756 (251 amino acids)
Source: RefSeq, a predicted model, not a curated record